GUUACAGCGUUCGAUGAUCACGUGGUCUUGUUUAUGUCCGGUCUAUCUCUUAUCUGAAUAUACUGUAGUUAGAACAUUUUCAUCUGGAUUUCUGGUUACUGAAUUUCCAGCAGAAGUGGAUGGUUCCUGUUGAGAAUCUUCAUCGUCAUUGAUUAGUGUCUCACGGGUUCGCUUUUUCCUAUUUUGUUCUAGUGAUGAAAGAUCCACAGUUGGAUGAUUAGAAGUUAAAUGUUUUUUCAGAUUUGAAUUUUUGCUCCUAAAUGAUAAUUCUUUCUUACAUAUAUUACAAGCCGCAUAGUAAUUUCCUUGCAGUCCUUUGACUUCUGUAAAAAAGUUCCAUAAAUUACUUCUUUUCUGGCAACUGGACAUGUUCGCGCUGCUAGAAUGAAAUAAUUAAAAUAAAUAAAUAAUUUAAUAAAUGAAUUUACAAUAUACCUUUUUGUUUUUGAAUAUUACAACACAGAACACACCAAAUAAUAGCACAAUACGCGCCAAUAUUUUUUAUUAGACGAAGCUGUUUGCCGGUAAUGUUACCUCUGUCGGCUCUGUCUCUUUGAGGUUACGUUCCUGCCAGUGUUGCCAGUAGGGCUGGUCGAAAAGUAACAUAAUAUUGAGUGCAAAUAACAGAUUUUGAGAAAGAUAUGAAAAGUCAGUGGCGGGCAUACAAUAUAAGCAAAAAGGCGUAGCCUACCCUAAGAAAAAUAUCAUACUCUUGUACAUAAUAGGUAUUAUGAAUAAUUCUAAAAUCAUAAUAAUAAUCUAAUUAACUUAUUUCUCUUUUAUCGGGUACAUGAAAACAAUAACAAUCAAUUACGGCCAUUAAAAACAGUAGAUAUACGUGGCAUCGAUAUUGUCUGUGCAUCGAUAUGAUCCGUAGAUAUAAUAUGAUCCAUGUCUCAUGUAGGCGCCCUGUAAGAUCGCGACGAGGGCAGAUUCAUAAAUUCACUAUUAGCUCAAAUGCGGAAAUAAAGGCUGCAUGCACAUUUAUUUCUACUACGCAUACGGUACGGGGAUCUGGUCAUGAUUAUGACAGAGAUAGAACGAGCUGUGUCAUGUCGUUGAUGCCGACGUACGAGGACGACGAUGAAGCAGUUCGUGCUGAAGUCAACGUUGCCAGGUCAGGCAGACUCGGAAAUAAUAUAGUAAUAAUUAAUUAUAGGAAAUAGGAAUAUUAUUUAAUAAUUAUCCAAUAAAAACACUGUCCAAACAAAGUAAUCUGUAGUUUUAAGAUUUCUUUGAAGAGAAACAAAAAGACGGUAAAAAAUAGUUUAAUUUUUCAUUUUUGAUUUUGCCUAGCCUAUCUUAAUGGCACUGCACGCCACUGACAAAAGUUCUUUGAAUUUUGCAAGAAGAUAGUCUUCUUGGAAUUUUGAAAUAAAUGAAAUAAUUAUUCCGUAUUUUAUUUGGUUUGUCCUCACUUAUUCUCCAAUUCACUUUUAUAUUGCAAUAAAUAGGUAUGUAGUCACAAAAAGUAACAUCUACUAUUCCAUGUCUAAGAUUUAUACAUACUAUACAUUGGCUGUUCCAUUUUAAUUAGAAAAGUUGAUAUGUGUUCAGGGUCAGAGUAAACAAAACAGAAUCUAUAUUAUAAAAUAAAAUAAAUCGUAAAAACUUUAUGUGAAUACAAUAAAUUCUUCUAUUUAACAUUUUUUCUCCACCUCUCAAGACAACAUCAGCAUAUCAAAUUCAAAUGUAGAUAAGAUAUAUGAAUUACAUUUGUUUGUAUAAAUAUCUAAUUAAUGAUUAUUACUCAUACUACGCGACAACGCGGCAACUCGGCAUCGAACGAUGUUCGAGGUUAUUUUAGUUAUUCCAUUUCACGUAUGCCAAGUAGCCGAUAACCCAUAACCGCAGCUCCAGCACGGCAGCACAGUUGAUCAAGAACUGAAGAACUGGGACGGAACCGCGCGAAUGUACGGAGUACUUGGAGUAGCUAUUCAGACCGGUUACCGGUUACUUUGUUCUGUCGAUCUCCGAUAUUAUCGGUGAUUGGGAAAUAACCGGUAGAAAAUAACCGGUAUUAAAAUAUCGCUCAACACUACUCUAAAUGGUACCAUAGAUUCAUCUAUGGACACCACUUCUGCAGGGACUUUUAGCUGUUUGAAUUUCUGUGUCAAUGCAUCCGUGAGAGGUUUGAUUUUAUAAAGCCGAUCUUCCUUUGCUGUCUCAUUGUCAGCGAAGUGAAUAAAUCUCAGAAUGUCUUGAAAUCUAGUUCUUGACAUAAUAUGUCGGACAAAACAAUGCCGAUAUAGAACUUUACCUGACCAGUAAUCUGCUAUUUUUGGGAAUUUAGCUAGUCCCAUAUACAGCAUUAUUGCGAAAAACUUUUCUAUUUCUUGGGCUGAAACAUCAAUCCACUUAUGCUUGUAACUUUUAUCAUUUUUGUUAGUUUCCAACACAAUAAUUCCUAGAAUAGCUGGGUCUACAAUAAGUCUGAAAAUAUCCACAGGUCUCAAAUUGCCAGGAAUGUUUAUUUUGCAUGCAUUAUCAUCAAAAACAAAUUGCGUUGAAGAUGAUCCAUCUACUUCAUUCCAUGAAAUUGUGGUUGAUUGAGUCUGAUUCAGAACUAGGCUCGUAUUCAGAUUCAGAAGGGGGGAAAGGUUCCUCGUCACUGUCGGAAUUUCCUGACUUCAGAUUAUCAUUUUGACUGCCAUACCCUCCACUGCCCUCUCCAAGCUCGUGGUCUACGUUCUCUUCUAAAUAUGGAAAACAAUUUCUCUUCUUCUUUAGCAUCCAUAUUUCACAAAAACACUGAAUAGGCUUGCUUUCACUACUAAACAGCUCAAAACAACUGAACAAACGACCUUCCAACACGUGGAAACAUAUUAGAGACUACAUAUUUACCGUAUGCAUCACCCGUGAUCAAACCGAUAAAACAGGCUGCUAGUAAUUUGAGAAGCAUAUGUGAGCAGAACAGUGGCACCUCUUGAGCGGAGGGUGUAUUUAAACAUAGUGAGAUGCUUGGCGCAGAACAGAAUUCUACACACAUUUAUGAUGGUAUACAAACUAAUAUAUAUCGUGUAUCACCAGUGAUUCAUAUGGGAGCCAACGUGUUAAAAAGCAAGAUACGAAUAUGAGACUAGCUAUUAGUGUAGAAGAACGUUUGGCGAUAACAUUAAGAUUUUUGGCAUCAGGAGAUUCGUAUCGAUCGCUCUCAUACCUAUUUCGGGUACCACAACAAACUAUCUCCAAAAUAAUACCAGAAUGUUGGGAUGCUAUCUAUAGAUGUUUAAAACCGGAUUACAUGGAGGUACCUUCAUCUGAAGAUUGCUAG
Molecule: messenger RNA, 3274 nt
Organism: Acanthoscelides obtectus
Lineage: Eukaryota; Metazoa; Arthropoda; Insecta; Coleoptera; Chrysomelidae
Source: the annotation of a GenBank genome assembly